AUGCCUCCUCCCCCUCCGCCCCCUCCGCCGCCGCCGCCGGGAGGGCUAGGUGGCCCUCCCCCGCCGCCUCCUCCAGGAAGUCUGCCUAAUAGACCACCGAAGAAUGAGGUGAAAGGUCGGGGCGCGUUGCUCUCGGACAUCCACAAAGGCACACGGUUGAAGAAGGCAGUCACCAAUGAUCGAUCAGCGCCGCAAAUCGUAAGUUCUGGGGGAGGCUCAGCUGCACCCCCUAUCGGCGGCGCGCCUCCAGUUCCCGGGAUGAAGGCUGCGUCAGGGCUUGCACCACCCGUCCCGUCCGGUCCCGCUGCCAAUAGAUUGCGAAGCAACAGUGAAGGAGUAUCGGGGUCAGCUGGAGGAGCUAGUGCCCCAGCACCCCAGUUAGGCGGUCUUUUUGCAGGUGGAAUGCCGAAGCUUCGCAGUCGCGGCGGCAUCGACACUGGUGCCACCCGAGAUUCGCCUUACAUGUCCGAAGGUGAAAGCACACGACUCCCAGCUGCGCCAGCUCCCAAACCACCUACGGCCCCUCGCCCUCCUGGAGCACGCCCACCACUUCCUCCACCUUCUUCAGAGUCUCCGCCCGCUCCGCCUCUUAAUCCACUGGUCGCCAACCUAAAGAAGCCUCCCCCACGACCCGCAUCGAGGCCGUCAUCUACUAUUUCUACAGCUUCCGCAAAGAGCGCGCCCGAGGUGCCUCCUCCUCGCGCCCCUCCGCCACCUCCUGGGGCAUUCAAGGCCCCACCACCUCCAACAUCACGACAACCUUCUGGGCCACCGCCGCCUUUUCCAUCAGCUAGCCCAGGGGCUCCUCCCCCACCUCCCCCAUCUGCGCCUACUACUGCUCGGGCUCCUCCCCCACCUCCAGCUGCUUCUGGGCGGCCAACUCCCCCGCCUCCCCCACCCGGAGCUCCCGUAUCAAUUGCCGCCCUAGCUGCGCGCACUGCACUGGGCAACAACAGCUCGCCAGCAGUGCCUCCCCCUCCACCACCCUCUGCUGCCCCAGCGGCUCCACCACCACCACCGCCAGCCUCAGCCCCCGCUCCUCCCCCCAGCGAGGCGCCCUCUCGCCCAUCUCCCUUCUCUUCACGCCCACCUUCACACGAGCCGCAUACUACGCUCGAUCCCAGUGCUUAUACACUAAGCAAUGGCGGCUCAUCUCAUGCUCCUACCUCGCUCGCCACAUCCACACACGGUCCAGUCCGAAUAGACGACUCCCGGUUCAAGUUCCAAGGGGAUGGACUACUCCCCAAACCCCGGCCAUUUACUGGCGGAGUACGCAGGUACCGUGCUGGGCGAGGGAGCAGUGUGCCGCUGGAUUUGCGUGCGUUAAGUGGCUGA
Penicillium canariense is the source of this 1335-nucleotide messenger RNA. RefSeq names its product putative proline-rich, actin-associated protein Vrp1. The coding region runs from base 1 to 1335 and encodes 444 amino acids. The transcript has 2 exons. NCBI's taxonomy places the organism in Eukaryota, Fungi, Ascomycota, Eurotiomycetes, Eurotiales, Aspergillaceae. The record is from RefSeq and is a predicted model, not a curated record. Gene Ontology annotation, molecular function: actin binding.